CAUAAACCCCCUUCCCUCUUUAAUCCUCUCCUCUUAAAUCACUUCUAUCCUCAUGUGUGUGGGUUUACUCCCUUACCCCACCCCUGCAAUUUGUAACCAGCUAUCUGUUCUCUGCCACCUAAAACUUCCCUUUCAUGUCUUUCUUUUCUUCACUUCCUCUGUUAAUUAAGGUAAUGUCCAAAUCAUAGCUCAACAAUUCCCCCCUUUUUUUACAUAAAGUUUCAAUCUUUACUUGUUAAGAACAUCACAAGCAAUGUUUCAUUCAAAAAGAUUCAAACUUUAUGCCUUUUUAUGCUUUAUUUAUCUCCAUUUUGUGAUCUGCACUUCAAAUAGUCAUACCCAUGUUGAUAGUUUCUUAAUUUCUUGUGGGCAAACUGACCCAGUUCAGUUAGAAGAUGGCAGGGUUUUUGAAUCUGAUUUCAAGAAUGCCCAUGUCAAUAUUUCACCAUUUUCUAACAUAAAUGUUUCCAAUUCUCAAAAGGGUGUCUCCAAGAUCUUAUUUUCAGCUCGAGUUUUUCGUACUAGUUCCAUAUAUACUUUUAGUACGAAGAAAAUUGGUAGAUAUUGGUUAAGAUUACAUUUUUAUCCUGUUAAGAACCCUAAGUUUGACCUGAAUUCUGCGGUUUUUUCUGUGGAAGCAAAUGGGAUUACUUUGAUUCAUGAGUUUGCUUUCUUUAGAGGAAAUAAAAGUUACCAUCUUUUUAAAGAAUAUGUUAUUGAAGUUAGUGGCUCGAGUUCGGGGAAAUUGGUUCUGGGAUUAUUGCCUUGGGAUAACUCGAUUGCAUUUGUUAAUGGUAUCGAAAUUCUUUGGAUUCCUGAUAAGGUUUUUGGGUCGAAAGUGAUUCCCAUUCCUUUAGGGGUUGCUUAUGAGCUUCCUGUUCAUGUUGGGUUUGAGACGGUUUAUAGGGUUGAUAUGGGUGGGUCAGGUUUGUCAUUCAAGAAUGAUUCUUUAUGGAGGAAAUGGGAAUCUGAUGAACCGUUUUUGGUUCAUUUGGCUACUGCUAGGAAUGUUUCUGUAAACCCUGAUUUGAUUAGGUACCAUGAUGGGGUUUCGAGUGACAUUGCUCCAAAUUGGGUUUAUGCCACUGCCGAAGAAAUGGCUGAUGCAAAGGUUAAUGACCAGAGCUUUAAUAUCUCGUGGCAGUUUGAAGUCGAACAAGGUUUUGGUUACUUUAUCAGAUUUCAUUUUUGUGAUAUCGUUGGGUCGAGAUUACAUGAUUUGAUGUUUAAUGUUUAUAUUAACAAUCAAUCUGCUAUUGAAUCUCUUGAUGUGUCACGUAGGGCAAAAGGGUUAGCUAGUGCAUUUUUUGUCGAUUUUUUUACCAAUAUGUCAAUGGGUUCGGAUAAAAUUUUGGUUCAAAUUGGCCCGAAUCAUUUAACAGGUUAUUUACCCACAGCACUAUUAAAUGGUUUAGAGAUCAUGAAAAUGAGCAAUCCUAGUGAUAGUCUUGAUGGGAAAUUGGCUGUGAAUCUUGAUUCAAAUGACAUCAAGAAAAGUAAGAAAAUGAGAAUGAUGAUUGUGCUUUUUUCGUGUCUGGGUGGUGGUUUAGUGAUUGUUCUGAUUUUAAUAAUAUCAUUCAUGUUUAUCUUGUGUUUACGACGCAAAAAGAAACCAAAAAAGGAAGAUUCAGUUGGGUGGUCGGCUCUCCCGACUUAUGUUGGCAAUUCAGGAACAAAGUUUUCAUCAAACACCUUUGGUUCCGCCACGGGCACAAAUAGUUUAGGUCAAAUGAUAUCAUUUUCUGAGGUUCGUGAAGCAACCCGUAACUUCGACAAGAGCUUGGUAUUAGGGGCGGGUGGGUUUGGAAAAGUGUACAAGGGGGUUCUUGAAAAUGGGCUCGUGGUGGCUGUCAAGAGAGGAAACCCACAAUCUCAACAAGGUUUAGUGGAGUUCAAGACAGAAAUCGAGAUGCUAUCCAAACUUCGCCAUCGGCACUUAGUGUCCCUAAUCGGCUACUGUGAAGAACUAAACGAAAUGAUCCUUGUUUAUGAGUACAUGGCUGGUGGGCCCCUAAGACGACACUUGUAUGGUUCGAACCUCCCUCCCUUGACUUGGAAACAACGGGUUGAAAUAUUGGUUGGCGCUGCAAAAGGGUUGCAUUAUCUUCACACAGGUGUAGCCGAAACCAUCAUACACCGAGAUGUAAAGACGACCAACAUCUUGUUAGAUGAGAAUCUUGAUGCUAAAGUUGCCGACUUUGGAUUGUCAAAAUUCGGUCCUAGUAUUAAUCAAACGCAUGUCAGUACUGCAGUGAAGGGUAGUUUCGGGUAUCUUGAUCCUGAAUACUUCCGUAGACAGCAACUUACCGAAAAAUCAGAUGUUUACUCAUUCGGGGUAGUGAUGUUAGAGGUUUUGUGUGCAAGGCCAGCUAUAAAUCCUACUUUACCGAGAGAACAAGUGAAUAUAGCAGAAUGGGCUGUGAAUUGGCAAAAGAAAGGUGAACUAGAGAAGAUUAUGGAUCAAAAUUUAAUUGGUAGAGUAAAUCUUGAAUCUUUAAGAAAGUUUGGUGAAACUGCUCAGAAAUGUUUAAAUGAAAAUGGGAAUGAAAGGCCAUCAAUGGGUGAUGUUUUAUGGAAUCUGGAGUAUGCUCUUCAGUUGCAGGAAGCUUCUUAUGGAUAUGCUGAUGAUGCAGAUAGUAUGAGGGGUAUCUCGGACAUUCCUGAUCGCAUUCCAGAUGUAGAGAGUGUCGAUAUUGAGACCAUCAGUGAUCUGGACUCAAAUGGGACCGCUGCAGAUCGAUAGUGUAAGUAUAGGUAGGACUAUAGGCUUUGUUGAUUUUUUGUAUGCUUGUUUUUGUUUAUAACAGUUUUGUUUCUUCCAUUGUUAUUUAUAUAGUAAAAAACUUUAAAAUUGAUUAAUUUUUAUACUUGUGAUGGAAUAUAGAUAAGUUCCAUUCGUAUGAUAAGAAAUGUUUAUAUAUGGAUUUCAUCUGUUAGUCACCAAA
Erigeron canadensis is the source of this 2945-nucleotide messenger RNA. RefSeq names its product receptor-like protein kinase THESEUS 1. NCBI's taxonomy places the organism in Eukaryota, Viridiplantae, Streptophyta, Magnoliopsida, Asterales, Asteraceae. Gene Ontology annotation, biological process: protein autophosphorylation. Gene Ontology annotation, molecular function: transmembrane receptor protein tyrosine kinase activity; ATP binding. Bases 254 to 2743 code for a protein of 829 amino acids. The record is from RefSeq and is a predicted model, not a curated record. The transcript has a single exon. Gene Ontology annotation, cellular component: plasmodesma; plasma membrane.